This is a messenger RNA of Adineta steineri, 1941 nucleotides long. NCBI's taxonomy places the organism in Eukaryota, Metazoa, Rotifera, Eurotatoria, Adinetida, Adinetidae. The record is from the annotation of a GenBank genome assembly.
AUGAAAAUAAUACCUCUCAUACGUGAAAAAAUACAUGUCUUCUGUUUUCUUUUAACAGCUACUUUGAAUAAACGUGACGUACUUCCAAUGGGAACUCAAAAGAUGAAUGGCAAUUCUUAUUUGAAUGCAUUCUUUGGUCUAACAAUAGAAAAACCAGAAGGAUGGUAUGCAUCAAGUAUUCAAGAAAUUCGUUCGAUAUUAUCAGGUGAUACUGGGUCGAUAUCCAUUGACAACAAGACUUCAGUUCAAAAAUCUGAUGAAGCAGUAGUUGGUCAAAUGAUACCACUUUUUGGUUUCACAAAAAAUCCAUCGAAUAUACCAGAAAAGAAACAAAACGAUAGCUCUAAUGCAGCCAUUAUAGGAUUGGCUUUCAAUUUCACUAAUCAAGAAAUUACAGGAGAUAAUUGCGAUUUUAUUGAUUAUUUUAAUCAAGGACUACAAAAUGCCUCAGACACAAAAAUUUUAACAAGUAGUGUAUGUCAACCAAUUGAUAUAAAUGGAGUAGAAUUCACAAUGCAAGGGGUGAUCUUAAAUAUAGACGAUUUAAUGGUUCAACAAAGUGAAUUUGUUAAAAUCACAAAAGAUGCCGAUUUGAAGAAACGCGAUGUACUUCCAAUGGAAACUCAAAAUACGAAUGGCAAUUCUUAUUUGAAUGCAUUCUUUGGUCUAACAAUAGAAAAACCAGAAGGAUGGUUGGCUUUAAGUAGUAAACAACUUGGUUAUCUGUUAUCAGAUACUGAAUCAACAUCCUUUAACAAUAAGACUCCAGUUCAAAAAUAUAAUCAAGGAGAAACUGUUCAAAUCAUACCUCUUUUUCGUUUUGAAGAAGAUCCACUGAAUAUACUAGAAAAGAAACAAGAUAUUAGACUUUACGCACGCAUUAUUGGAUUAGCUCUGAAUUUAACAGGUGAAGAAAUUACAGGAGAUUAUUGCUAUUUUCUUGUUGGUUACAAUAAAGGGAUACGAGAAAGCGGAAACAAAAAAAUUAUGGGAAGUAGUGUAUGUCGACAAAUUGAUAUAAAUGGAGUUGAAUUCACAAUGCAAGAAUUAACCUUAAAUGUGGGCAACUCAAUGAUUCUUAAACAAACCGAAAUUGUUCGAAACACAAACACUGUUGGUCUUUUAUUUGCUAUCACCUUUAUUUUUCUUAUUUUAAUCCAUCGACAAUCACAUACAGUUCGAUAUUUAUUAUCGAGUAAUGUUGUUCUAACAUCAUCGAUUUAUUUUCUAAUCGUUUUAUAUAAUCAUAUUAAUGGUCUAUUUUAUCACACAUUAUCUCCUAUGUCAUGUGUAAUUGUUUCUUAUAUAAUGUCAUCUAGUGCAGCCAGUAUUUCAUAUUCUCUUAUGUUACAAUCAUUAAGUCAAUUAAUAUUCAUUAUUUUCUAUCGAAAUAAAUAUUUACUUUCAUUUAAAUUUCAUUUCUUAAUUUUAUUAUUAUCUUGGAUUAUUAGUUAUACACUUGUGCCUAUACCAUGUGCUUUAUUAAAAGGAUUUAUAUACGAUUCAAGUUUAUAUCUAUGUAUUGUAAAUACAAAUUUAGUGUUUGUUAUUGUUUAUGUUAUGUUUACUGGUUGUUUAAUACCAUUUACAAUUAUUGGUCUUAUCUACUAUUAUAUUAUGUUUUAUUUACAUAAGACACGUAAUACAAGUGUUGCGCCUUUAGCUGUUAUCAGUAAUCAUCCGACUCGUAAGAAAAUUGAUCGUAAUCUUGCUGUCUUACGUAAUAUUAUGAUCAAUGUUACAAUUAUGUCAGUGACAGGUUUACCAUCAUUUAUUAUACUGAUUUUAUUAGUUUUGAAAAAAACAACGGUAACUGUAAAUAUAUAUUGUACAUUAUUUACACUUUUUGGAGUUGUAUUAAUGACAGUGACAACAUUCUUCUUAAAGAAAAGUGCACGAAAAAUAUUUUUCAAUUGUUUUCAUUCUUUUAAAAUAAAAUAA